Molecule: messenger RNA, 1326 nt
Organism: Sipha flava (yellow sugarcane aphid)
Lineage: Eukaryota; Metazoa; Arthropoda; Insecta; Hemiptera; Aphididae
Product: glucose-fructose oxidoreductase domain-containing protein 1
Exons: 2
Coding region: 101-1255 (384 amino acids)
Molecular function (GO): nucleotide binding
Source: RefSeq, a predicted model, not a curated record
AAAAGUUUAGAAGUCACUUGCUUUCAAAUAUUUAAAUUUAAAUUAUUCAUUUACUUUAAAAAUAUAUAACAUUUAGUAUUAUCAUCUUCUCUUCAAAAUAAUGUUGCCAGGUAUUGGUGUUUUUGGAACAGGCAAAGUAAUUGAAAUAAUUGUCCCCUUUUUGCGUGAUAAGGGUUUCAAAGUAGAAGCAUUAUGGGGUCGUACAAUAAAUGAAGCUGAAGAAGCUGCAAAACGUCUUCAAAUACCUUAUUGGACUAAUAAAAUUGACAAUGUGCUUUUAAGGAAAGAUGUCGAUCUUAUCUUCAUAGUCUGCUCUCCUAAUCUUCAUGCACAAAUUGCUGUUAAAGCAUUAGGCAUAGGAAAACAUGUUCUGUGUGAUAAACCAGCUGGUUUGUGUCAGAGUGAAGCAAUCAAAAUGGUUCAUGCUGCACAGUAUUAUCCUUCACUUAUCUCAGUUGUCAAUCAUAGCUUAAGAUUCUUACCAGCAUUUGUUCAAAUGAAAAAACAGAUCAGUGAAAAUAGAAUUGGAAAUGUAUUUUUAUGUGAUGUAAAAGUACAAAUGGGUCGUUUGUAUGGUGAUAAUUAUAAUUGGUUAUGCGAUAAAACUAUGGGUGGUGGUGUUCUAACAUUAGUUGGUAGCCAUGUGAUAGACCUUGUUACAUAUUUAACUGAACAAAAAGCUAUUCGAGUACAUGGUAUUGUUAAAACAUUUAAUAAAGAUUUUAAGUGCAUGACUGGUGUUAGGCAAGUGACAAGUCCAGAUUUUUGUACUUUUCAAAUGGAAAUGACUGACAGGUCUUUAGUUACAGUUACAUUAAAUAAUCAUUUAUCUGGAACAUAUAUACAAGAAGUACUCAUGUGUGGUACUGAAGGUAAUCUAGUAGUAAAAGGUGGAGACUUAUAUAAGGACAAAGAUGAAGUACUGUACUUGGAUGUAGAAGAUAUGCAAAAAUCAGAUACCAUAAAUGUGGUUUCUGCAGAUAUUAUGCCCAGACCUUGUAUGAAAGGUUUACUAAAAAUGAUAAGUGCUUUACGAGAGGCCUUUUUACCAGUUGAAGAUAAAAGAGGUUGGGUUAAAGAACCGGUUUCAUCUGCAGCGACUUUUGAGGAUAGUUUGUAUGUUCAGGCAGUGAUUGAUGCAAUACGAGCUUCUAGUUCAAACAAAGAAUGGAUAAAAGUAGAAGUAAUCACCGAAGAACCAGAUCCAAAUCCAUUAUUGAGUGCUGCUGUAAGAAAAAGUGGCAUGUCUAUGUAGAUCAUAAAAAUAUAAACAAAGUAUAAUUUAAGUGUUAAAAUUGGCAUUUUUACUUAAAUAAUUAAUUUUUA